CCUUCCUUCUGAUCUCCCUCCAUCUGGCGCUGUAACGGCGGCACAAUAGAGAGGCGGAGGAGGAGGUGGAGCUAGUUGCUGGCAUUGCUCCGGAAGGCACAGCAAGACGGAGGAGGGGAGCAGCGACGAGGGUCUCCACGCGAUGGAGAUCGGGUGGCCCACCGACGUGCGGCACGUCACCCACGUCACCUUCGACCGGUUUCACGGAUUCCUCGGCCUCCCCGUCGAGCUCGAGCCGGAGGUUCCCCGCAGAGCUCCCAGCGCCAGUGCAAACGUGUUCGGCGUUUCUACUAAAUCGAUGCAGUGUUCCUAUGACUCGAAAGGGAACAGUGUUCCCACCAUUCUCCUGCUGAUGCAGAGACGACUGUAUGAGCUUGGGGGUCUUCGGACAGAAGGUGUUUUCAGGAUCACUGCGGAGAAUAGCCAAGAAGAGUAUGUGAGAGAGCAGCUAAACAGUGGAAUUUUGCCUGAGAAGAUCGAUGUGCAUUGCCUUGCAGGUUUGAUCAAGGCAUGGUUUAGAGAACUUCCUACAGGGGUGUUGGACUCUCUUCCACCCGAGCAGGUGAUGCAGUGCCGCACAGAGGAAGACUGCGCUAAGCUUGCAGGGCUCCUUCCACCAACCGAGGCUGCUCUGCUGGAUUGGGCCAUCCAUUUGAUGGCUGAUGUUGUCCAAGAAGAGCAGCAGAACAAGAUGAAUGCAUACAAUGUUGCUACAGUCUUUGCUCCAAACAUGACUCAGAUGGCAGAUCCCUUGACUGCACUUAUGUAUGCAGUGCAAGUGAUGAACUUCCUCAGGAUGCUGAUCCUGAAAGCUUUGAAGGAGAGACAGCAAUCCACCGUUUCAGACAAUGAGGCACUGAAGGAGCUUUCUGUUGCUGAAGAAGCUACUGCAGAUGAGUCAGCUGCUACUGCUUCUCAUGCAGCUCAUGUUAAUUCUGGUAGCAAGACUGGCAGAUCCAGCAAUCAAAACCAUUGAGAUACGGAUCAUUCAGACUUUGUGAUGAUAGAGUGAGUAGGUUGAGUGUGAAUUUACUUUUGAGAAAUUUGUCAUUCUGAUUAGUGCUUCUUCUUUUUGUCUUUCUGAUUUCUAAGACUUGUCAAU
This is a messenger RNA of Musa acuminata AAA Group (dessert banana), 1102 nucleotides long. Its product is annotated as rho GTPase-activating protein 1-like. NCBI's taxonomy places the organism in Eukaryota, Viridiplantae, Streptophyta, Magnoliopsida, Zingiberales, Musaceae. The record is from RefSeq and is a predicted model, not a curated record. Gene Ontology annotation, biological process: signal transduction. The transcript is spliced from 5 exons. Gene Ontology annotation, molecular function: GTPase activator activity. Bases 143 to 976 code for a protein of 277 amino acids.